AUGACUGAGAAUACGAAUAAUUCAGAAGCAAUGGAAUUUGUAGGGCUCAAUAGUUAUCUUCAGAUGAAGACGCAUUUUCCAUCAGCUAGAGUGAAGAAGCUGCUACAGAGUGAUGAAGAUAUAGGGAAGGUUGCCCAGGCCACUCCGAUGGUGGUUGGACGUGCAGUGGAGAUGUUUAUGUGCGCCUUGGUGGAGAAAUCCAUUGAGGAAUCCGCAAAGUCUGGCACCAAGAAGGUGAACGUGCCCAUGUUGAAGAAAGUAAUUGAGCAAAACGAGGAAUUCGACUUUGUCCAUGAUGUCUGUGAAAAGUACAUGGGGAACGGAAAAGACAAGGACAAGGAAAGGGAGUGA
Messenger RNA from Pichia kudriavzevii, 351 nucleotides. RefSeq lists its product as uncharacterized. Gene Ontology annotation, biological process: positive regulation of transcription by RNA polymerase II; negative regulation of transcription by RNA polymerase II; transcription by RNA polymerase II. NCBI's taxonomy places the organism in Eukaryota, Fungi, Ascomycota, Pichiomycetes, Pichiales, Pichiaceae. Bases 1 to 351 code for a protein of 116 amino acids. The transcript has a single exon. Gene Ontology annotation, cellular component: negative cofactor 2 complex; nucleus. The record is from RefSeq and is a predicted model, not a curated record. Gene Ontology annotation, molecular function: transcription coactivator activity; RNA polymerase II general transcription initiation factor activity; protein heterodimerization activity.